Molecule: messenger RNA, 675 nt
Organism: Phycomyces blakesleeanus NRRL 1555(-)
Lineage: Eukaryota; Fungi; Mucoromycota; Mucoromycetes; Mucorales; Phycomycetaceae
Product: CCHC-type zinc finger transcription factor
Exons: 6
Molecular function (GO): zinc ion binding; RNA binding
Source: RefSeq, a predicted model, not a curated record
AAAUGGCACUUUUUAUUGGAAGAUUGCCUUUUGACGUCUCAAACCGUGAACUAGAAGAUCUGUUUUCAAAGUAUGGCAAGAUCACUCGCCUUGAUAUAAAAAGAGGAUUUGGAUUUUUGGAAUUCGAGGAUAAGCGUGAUGCCGAAGAUGCCAUGAAGGGUGUCCAUGGCAAGGAACUCGGCCGUGAACCUUUGAUUGUAGAGUGGGCCAAGAGUGAUGGUGUAAGACGUAUGGGAGAUGGAAAGUGUUUUUCAUGCGGUAAAGAAGGCCAUCGUGCCAGAGACUGUUUUGAGGGUGGAGAUAAGCGUGGAGGAGGAGAUCAUGGUGACAGACGCAGUGACCGUAAAGACCGUGACCGUGGCGACCGUGGUGACCGUGGAGACCGUGGUGACCGUGGUGACCGUGGUGACCGUGGAGAUCGCGAUCGCUCUCCUAGACGAGACUCUGGCCGUGAUCGUGAAAGAAGACGUCCUUCCUAUCGUGACAGAGAAGACCGCGGUAGAUCACCCCAUCACUCUGACCGACGUGGCCAGGAUAGACGUGAAGAGAGAGGCGAACGCGACUCUCGCAAGGAACGCAGCCCAGAGAAGGAAAAGACUGACGAAGAUUAAGCUCAUAUAAUACCAAACCAAACCAAACCAAACCAAACCAAAUUAAAUCAAAUCAAAUCAAAUC